CAAAAAGCCAAGCUCUAUUUGAUAAAGCAUGCAAGAAGGGUGAAGUCCGAGUAAACAGGGUUUUGAUUGAUACUAUGGGAGAAGGGGAUGCCGGAAAGUCAUGUCUCGGAGAUUUAAUGAUGAACAAACCAUUUGUUGAAAGUCAGAAAAGCACGGAUGGAGUGAAGGUGAGGAUGAUGAUCUCACAAGCAGUUGGACAUGGUACAGACUGGGAAGAAUUGAAAACAGAAGAGGAAAGGCAGGCACAUCUGAGCAAGCUGUUUGCAAGAGAAUACGUUCUUCAUAGCAGUGACCAACAAUCCGCACAAUCAGACAAGCAAGAUGAAAACCCAGAAGCUAGUCAAACAACUGCAAUUGUAAAUUCUGAUCUUGAUAUGAUGGAAGAGACUGCUAGAGGGCAGAACUCUGUUGACAUGAUGUCACACUCCGACGAUAUUCACAACAAUACAGUAGGAUAUGAGGAUUUAAAGUUGCCAUAAAAUUGGACUGAGACAUAGACAUGGCCAUUUCUGUUCUGGAGAAGAAUAAGGAGGAGCUCCACAAAUUAGAAGAAAUGAUCUAUGUAACGAUGAUGGAUAGAGGAGGUCAAGACCAGUUACUCUCCACACACGCUGCACUGAUGGCUGAUAAUGAUUAUCAAUCAGCAGUUUGUCUGUUGGUUAUGGAUGGCUCAAAUCCAUUGGAUGAGAAGGUGACCACAUCCAAAUUUCGUCUUGCAGAUGGAACUUUCAUUGAGAAACCACGUGAUGUGGCCACUACAAGAGCUGACAUCAUUCGGCAUUGCUUUACUGCUGGAAGAAUGCGCAAUAAGUUUUUUGGCAAAGGCCGGGUCAAGAGGACGCCAGCAAUGUUUAUGGUUACUUAGAACAAAAGGGAGAAGUAGUUUUAUGGCAAAGCAGGAGCAAAUUGUUCAAGAAAUCAUUUCUGAAGAGAAGUUUGGUGAUCACAUUGUACCGUUUAGUGAAGUUCCUUAUGAGGUGCUGCUCCAUGUAGACAACACAAAGUCAGGGACAGGCAGCCCUGAUCCAGCAAUUGUCCUCAUCAAGAGAAGAUUCCAUUACCGUGGGCUGUGCUUGAUAAGGGUCUGGGUCUUCUGAGAAUAAAACAUCACAAAGUUCUAGAUAUUAAUGAUGUCUACGAACU
Corticium candelabrum is the source of this 1143-nucleotide messenger RNA. RefSeq lists its product as uncharacterized. The transcript has a single exon. The record is from RefSeq and is a predicted model, not a curated record. The coding region runs from base 75 to 479 and encodes 134 amino acids. Lineage: Eukaryota; Metazoa; Porifera; Homoscleromorpha; Homosclerophorida; Plakinidae.